Elgaria multicarinata webbii is the source of this 936-nucleotide messenger RNA. Its product is annotated as olfactory receptor 5G9-like. Gene Ontology annotation, biological process: sensory perception of smell; G protein-coupled receptor signaling pathway. Gene Ontology annotation, molecular function: odorant binding; G protein-coupled receptor activity; olfactory receptor activity. The record is from RefSeq and is a predicted model, not a curated record. Gene Ontology annotation, cellular component: membrane. NCBI's taxonomy places the organism in Eukaryota, Metazoa, Chordata, Lepidosauria, Squamata, Anguidae. The transcript has a single exon.
AUGAGAAAUCAUUCUACAGUAUAUGAAUUCAUUUUUGCAGGAUUCAUGGACUCCCCAAGACUGCAGAUCCCUCUCUUCGCAUUCAUCCUAGUAGUAUAUGUUGUCACACUGAUAGGAAAUCUUGGGAUGGUCUUUUUAAUCAGAAUUAACCCACAACUUCACACUCCCAUGUACUUCUUCCUUAGCAACCUGUCCUUCGUAGACCUCUGCUACUCUACUGUUGUCACACCCAAGAUGCUCCUGGACCUGGUUAUGAGCAGAAAAGCUAUUUCACUGACUGGAUGUGCCCUACAGAUGUGGUUUUUUAUUCUCUAUGCAACAACAGAGAGUUCCCUCUUAUCUGCUAUGGCGUAUGACCGGUAUAUGGCCGUUUCUAAUCCACUACUCUAUACAGCAGUCAUGUCACAAACAGUUUGUGCCCAACUGGUAAUCAUUCCCUACCUUUUUGGAAUGGUGAAUGCCACAACACAAACAACCUUAGCGUUUUGACUAACUUUCUGUAACAGCAACAUUAUCAAACAUUUCUUCUGUGACAUCCCUGCUGUCAUAUCAAUCUCCUGUUCAGAUAUCAGACUUAACAAGAGGGUGCUUUUUGGUCUGUCUUGCAGCCUUGGCAUAGUGUGCAUGUCUGUAAUCAUUGUCUCCUAUACCUACAUCAUCACUGCCAUCCUGAGAAUCCGCUCCAAUGAGGGCAAGCACAAAGCUUUCUCUACCUGCUCAACCCAUCUCACAGUUGUGUCUAUCUUUUAUGGGACUCUCUUCUUUAUCUAUGUGCGUCCAAACUCCAGCUCCAGUUCAUCAAUAGAUGGGGACAAAAUGGUCUCUAUGUUCUACACAAUGGCGAUCCCCAUGCUGAACCCCUUGAUCUACAGCCUGAGGAACAAAGAGGUGAAAGAUGCCAAGAGGAAAUUGAUCUGGGGGAAAAGCUUCCUAUAG